AUGCUACCAGCUCCACCGCUCGCCGCCGCCCGCCGCGCCGCCACAGCUGCCGCGAGUGGCGCCGUCCAUCGGCUCCUCCUCCCAGUACGCUCUCUAUCCUCCUACCCCUCUUCCCCGAGCACUCUCGUACCGCGCCGCCGCUUCGGCCACAUGCCGCAGGAGUGCACGGUCGCGCGCGCCCUCCUACCGCCGGUGGGACGGAACUUUGCGGUGGCAGUGGGGGACGGGGUCCUGGAUGGCGAGGCCCCGUCGCUGGUGGUGGUGUCGUUCUACAGGUUCGCUGAUUUCCCCGACCAUGCUGCAUUCCGGCGGCCGCUUAAGGAGCUCUGCGAGGAGCUGCAUGUUUCAGGUGGCAUUAUCCUUGCACCAGAGGGAAUCAAUGGUAGUAUAUGUGGAACCCCAGUUGCUGUAGACAAAGUCUUAAACUUUAUUCAAGAAGAUGACCGCUUAAAAGGAUUGAGAAUGAUCCAGUCACCUGUUACUCCAGAGGAUGAGGCCUUACAUCAUGGACAUACCAGUCACUCCCCUGUUGGUGCUGGGGAAGAUGCACCAUUCCGGUGGAAUCAUGUCCGUGUCAAAUUGAAAAAGGAGAUAGUGACUUUUGGAGACCCAGGUGUAACGCCAACUAAAAUGGUUGGAAAAUAUGUUAAGCCGAAAGACUGGAAUAACUUGAUUAGUGAUCCGGACACUGUUGUAAUUGAUGUGCGUAACAUGUAUGAGAUACGCAUAGGAAAGUUUAAGAAAGCUGUUGAUCCAUGUACAAACUCAUUCAGAGAGUUUCCUACUUGGGUUGACGAUCAAUUCCAAUUGGUUGAAUCUAACACCCAAGGGUCAGGGGUAGAUGACAGUGGAACUGGUGAACCAGCAGCAGACCUUAAUGCCAGCAAAUUCAAACAGCUACCAAGAGUUGCUAUGUACUGCACUGGUGGUAUCCGAUGUGAGAAGGCAUCAAGCUUUCUCCUCGGCAAGGGCUUUAAAGAGGUUUAUCAUUUGGAAGGUGGGAUAUUGAAGUAUCUGGAGGAAAUCCCAAAGGCUGAAAGUUUGUGGGAGGGUGAAUGCUUUGUGUUUGACAAGCGUGUCUCGGUGGAGCAUGGAUUGGCCCAAGGCACCCACAAACUUUGCUAUGGGUGUAAGCAGCCAGUUAGCGAUGAAGACAUGGAAUCACCUGAAUGGGAGUAUGGUGUCUCUUGCCCGUAUUGCUUCGCAACGAAAUCCGAGGAGGAGAAGGAAAGGGCUAGGGCUCGGCAGCGUCAAUUCAAGACCUGGGGAGUGAUUGGUGGUCCUGAUAAGGGCAGGAGUACAGAAAGGCCUGAUGCUAACAAUGCAGUGGAGUCCAUACAGUUGCCCAAGUCAGUCUAA
Molecule: messenger RNA, 1359 nt
Organism: Miscanthus lutarioriparius
Lineage: Eukaryota; Viridiplantae; Streptophyta; Magnoliopsida; Poales; Poaceae
Source: the annotation of a GenBank genome assembly